Molecule: messenger RNA, 1846 nt
Organism: Lactuca virosa
Lineage: Eukaryota; Viridiplantae; Streptophyta; Magnoliopsida; Asterales; Asteraceae
Source: the annotation of a GenBank genome assembly
GCUGUUUUCUACGGCUCUGAGAAAUCCAAGCGAUUAUGUUCUUACUUGAGUCGCUCUCCCCUAAUUUCUACAUACAGAUACAGAUACAGAUACGCACAGCAAUUCUAUGUAUAUGCAUGUAAUGUAUAUCUUUAAGUUUUGCCGCCAGGAUCUACAUAAAGAUUUGGUUUUUUUUGAACCCUUAUUUCUUCCCCAAUUUUAUUUUUCUCUUAUUGGUUCCUUCCGGUAUUCAGUUUUUCGAUAUGUGUUUUGUAAACUCAGUUGAUCAAUUGAUAUUCUCAUAAACCAAAGCAUACGUUUACAGUGUUAGAGUGAGGUAAAUUUUGCGGAAGAAUGGUUCAUACACAGUUUAUUUGGUCUCAUGGUGGCAAUCAAGUGUUCCUGUGCGGUGAUUUUACUGGGUGGAUCAAGUAUCAACCGAUGGUUCCUGUUGAAGGAUCGUCUUCGACUUUCUCGACGAUUUGCGAUCUACCACCUGGUUUGCAUAAGUAUAAGUUCUUGGUGGAUGGCAUAUGGAGAAUCAACGAGCAACAACUGUUUGCUGAAGAUGAGUAUGGAGUAAACAACAUUGUUCUGGUCAAACAACCAGAGGUUAUGCCUCAGACAUUGAUCAUUGAUGAUGGGGUACCAAUUAUGGAUAUUGAUAGUUUGGAUGAUCAUAAUCCUGCUGAUGGUGCUUCAACAUCAAGCAGUGUUCUUCCUCAUGAACUUGUGAUGCCAUUAAGGGCUGAAGACAUAGAGGCAACCCGCCAUUGUUUGUCUGAUCAUCUUUCAUCUUGCACAGUGUAUGAUUUGAUUCCGGAUUCAGGCAAGGUCUUUGCAUUGGAUGCUAAUGUGAGUGUGGAAGAGGCUUUCCUUGUUAUGCAUGAAGAGAAUCUUGCUGUUGCUCCCCUUUGGGAUGACACCAGUCGCCAGAUUUCAGGGAUGCUAACAUCAACAGACUUCAUUUUGAUUUUAAUGGAGUUACAGAGGAACCAUGCAAUGGUUGCAAAUAAUGUGCUUGAAUCAUCAUCAAUCUCUGCUUGGAAGGAAGGAAAACUUCAGCUUCAAAAAAGGCCUUUAAUCAAAGUUGAUCCAGAUGAGACCCUGAAUGCAGUUGCAGUUAAAAUCAUGCACAAUCGCAUAUCAUCAGUUCCUGUCUUAAAUAUGGCACAAGAUACAGCUUGCCCACAAUUACUGCACGUUGCAUGCCUUGGUGGGGUCCUAAAACAUAUACAGAGGCAUUUUGAACACCGUAUCGGGUAUUUGCCUCUUCUGCAGCAACCAAUUGGAUGUCUGCCAGUUGGUAGUUGGACCAGAGAUAUUGGGGGACGGGAAUUAUUAACUCUGCUUGCCACUCAACUUGUUAGUUAUGCGUUCAGAAUAUUAUUAGAUGAACAUAUAAGUUCAGUGCCUGUUGUUGAUAAUAAAGGAGCCCUUGUAAACAUUUUCUCGAGAAGUGACAUCAUCUCGUUUGCAAAAGGCAAUGUAUAUGCUCGUAUCCAGCUUGAUCAUGCAACAAUAUCUCAAGCACUUCAACUGGUAGAUAAAAAAGGUCAUCCUAGAUUUGGGAUAUGUACACGUUCCGAUACUUUGUAUCAGGUCAUAACUCUUCUUUCAAAUCCAGGGGUGCGGCGUGUUGUGGUAGUUGAAGCUGCCACCCAACGUGUGUUAGGGUUAAUUACAUUGAGAGACGUAUUUACUCUCAUUUUUAGAGAUUUUCAUUAAGUUUUCUUUGUGUUAUUGUAAAAGCACCCAAGUUUUAGCAAAGUUAUGUAAUUAUAUGUUGAGAGUUAAUCUUUUAAGAACUGUUUCCGAUGUAAUUACAUUCAGUUGUGUUAAAAGGUAUCGAUUGCAACUCCAUUCU